AUGGACCACUUUCCGCGACUACGCCCGCAUCGGCGCAAACGAGACAUCACCGCUCCCAGUUUGAUCACCACACCUACUACCACCAAGUCAGAAAGUACUUCUGAGAAAACCGAGUCUCCUUCGGCUGAACUAACAACUCCCACCGCCACUCCUUCGCUACGCUCAGUCCAUAAGCUCCGUCCCUUUCGAGUAUUUUCACGUUCGUCCAAGAGGGCCCGCGAGUCUUCUCCCGCUUCGCACAAACAGACACCGACUGUCGCCGCCGUUAUGGCUUCCAACGGUACCGCAGACCACCCUGCUUCGCCAGCCGAGAGCAAGACGUCGUCAGGGCAACAGCUCAAGAAAGAUGGCCGACCCAAGAUGCCCUCUUUCCUGGAAUUAAGCGAGUCUGAAAUUGAAAACAAGUUCCAAGAAAUCAUCUGGCUCGAGCGCAAGCGCAUCCUAGAAGCGACACAGAACCCCUCACGAGAUUUCCGCUGGGCCCGCGUAAUGGGACCGCACCUUCGGCAGCUCGACAGAUACGGCAACAUACAACCCUGGCACAACAACCGAAUCAAACUUCAGGUGCCUGAGGGCAAGAUCGACUAUAUCAAUGCCUCGCCUAUUGUCCUACCCCCGACGGUUCUCACCACAGCCGAUGGGGAAACAAGCAACACACAAGAACCGGAUCGCUACAUCGCCAUGCAGGGCCCCAAACAAUGUACAACCGAUCAUGUGUGGCGCAUGGCAGUUGAGCAGCUCGAGAGCCCCGGCGUGAUCGUCAUGUUGACCGAGACUCACGAGGGCGACUUUGAGAAAUGUUACCAGUACUUUCCCCGGACGACGGAGGAUACCCCACUGGAGAUCAAUGAGGGGGACGAGUUCGGCGAUGGCUUCCGUGCCACAGUUCGGUGCGUAGGAAUCGAGGAUACUCCGGCCGGUGAUGCGAUCGAGCUUCGCAAGAUGGUGAUCCAUGUGCACAAGUCGGCUGGAAGGAAGAGUGUGGACAGCAAGAGCAAUGGGUCGCAGAGCAAAAGGCAAACCCCAGAGCCGGAAAACGCAACCACCGAGGAACCCAAGAUCACGUCGCCUCUGACCCAGAUGGCAAAAGAGACGGAAGAGAACCUCACGAUCAGUGAACCAGAAGAGACGGUAGGCCGGAACUCUGAAGAGGAAGAAGUCGAAGAGCGCAUUGUGUGGCACUUCCUCUACAAGAAGUGGCCCGACUUUGGCGUCCCGGACCUCGCCGAUCUCGACAGCUUCUUCACUCUCAUGAGUCUAUCUCGAGAGAAAAACGCGGGCCCUCACAACCCUCGCAUUGUCCACUGCAGCGCGGGCGUUGGCCGCAGCGGUACCUUCAUAGCGCUGGAGCAUCUCAUGCGGGAGCUGGACGCGGGAGUGUUGGAGAACUGGGAUGAGCGCACUGCUGGCGUUGGCGAGUCCUUGUCUUCGCCCAUCAGGACGUCGCAGGAGGAAGUCAUGUCGCCCAUAGGCAGCACAAAAGGCAGAGACGAUAACGACUUGAUUUUCCAGGUGGUCAACCAGCUCAGGGAGCAGCGAAAGACCAUGGUGCAGGCCGAGAGCCAGUAUCUGUUUAUCUACCAGGUGAUGCGUAAACUGUGGCUGGAUAAGUAUGGAGGUGAUGGUGAUGACUCGAGCUCGGGAGAGAGGGCGGCCAAGAGGCUGGAGGUUGAUCCUGGCGAUCCCUUCUUUGUGAAUGGGUACUCGGAGAAGUAGAGCGACUCGUUGAGUCCUCCCAUAUUGCAUUCGCGGACUAGACCCAUGUCCUCAUCUUCAGGCCUUCGUGUCUGGGAUUAUGGCCGGUCGA
This is a messenger RNA of Neurospora tetrasperma FGSC 2508, 1807 nucleotides long. RefSeq lists its product as uncharacterized. The transcript has 2 exons. Gene Ontology annotation, biological process: protein dephosphorylation. NCBI's taxonomy places the organism in Eukaryota, Fungi, Ascomycota, Sordariomycetes, Sordariales, Sordariaceae. Gene Ontology annotation, molecular function: protein tyrosine phosphatase activity. Bases 1 to 1716 code for a protein of 571 amino acids. The record is from RefSeq and is a predicted model, not a curated record.